Eublepharis macularius is the source of this 7283-nucleotide messenger RNA. RefSeq names its product glucoside xylosyltransferase 2 (gene GXYLT2). Bases 123 to 1472 code for a protein of 449 amino acids. Gene Ontology annotation, molecular function: UDP-xylosyltransferase activity. The transcript is spliced from 7 exons. The record is from RefSeq and is a predicted model, not a curated record. Lineage: Eukaryota; Metazoa; Chordata; Lepidosauria; Squamata; Eublepharidae. Gene Ontology annotation, biological process: protein O-linked glycosylation via N-acetylgalactosamine.
UCAAGGCUGGAUCCAAUUUGCCAGCGAGCGAGCGAGCGGCGGCGGCGGGAGGAGGAUGCCGAGGGGCGAGGCGGCAGCAGCGGCGUCUCCGUGGGGCUGAGGUUGAGGCUGCCCGGCGCGCCAUGAAACUCUACUGCAAAGUGGUGGCCCUGGCGCUCUGCCUGGGCAUCCUGCUCUUGCUGUACCUCUUCGUGGGCGACGCGGACGAGCCGCCGUUGAAAGUUGCGAAGGGAAGCCCCGCGGCGCUCGUUCCCUCCGGGCCGGGGGCGGACGCGGCCCCAGCACUGCGGGCACGUUUCCGAGCCGUCCCGCCUGCAGAGGAGGAAGAGGCAGCUCAGGUUUCCAGGCGGGAGCCACGUCUCCACAGAAAGCCAGGCAAGCGGAGCGCGCCGAAAAGGAAGUUCGCAAACGCGAGGAGACCAAAGGACCAGAAACCAUCUACAGUUCAGUUCUCAUCUCCACAAUGGAUGCAUCUGGCGGUUGUAGCAUGUGGGGACCGGCUGGAAGAAACGCUCAUCAUGCUGAAAUCAGCAGUUCUGUUCAGCAACAGGAAACUCAAGUUUCACAUCUUUGCUGAAGAUUCCUUGAAACCUGAGUUUGAGAAGAAAUUACAGGACUGGCCUCUGUCUUACACAAAGAAGUUUGAGCAUAAUGUCUACCCAAUUGCCUUUUCAGUAGGAAAUGCUCAGGAAUGGAAAAAACUAUUCAAGCCAUGUGCUGCCCAACGCCUCUUUCUUCCGAUGAUUUUAAAAGAUGUGGAUUCUCUUCUGUAUGUGGACACAGAUGUCUUGUUCUUACGGCCCAUUGAUGAUAUCUGGGGCUUUUUGAGAGCAUUUAAUUCUACGCAGCUGGCUGCAAUGGCACCAGAACAUGAAAUACCAAAGAUUGGCUGGUACAGUCGAUUUGCUCGUCAUCCUUAUUACGGAACGACUGGGGUCAAUUCUGGUGUCAUGCUGAUGAAUUUAACCCGUAUAAGAAAUGCCCAAUUCAAGAACAGCAUGAUACCAACAGGCUUGACAUGGGAAGAAAUGUUGUACCCUUUAUACCAGAAGUACAAAAACUAUAUUACAUGGGGAGACCAGGACUUGCUUAAUAUUAUUUUUUCCUUUAAUCCAGAGUGUCUCUAUCUGUUCCCUUGUCAGUGGAACUAUCGGCCAGAUCACUGCAUGUAUGGGAGUAACUGUAAAGGAGCAGAGGAAGAAGGCAUAUCUAUUCUCCAUGGGAAUCGGGGCGUCUACCAUGACGAUAAGCAGCCUACUUUCAAAGCACUAUAUGAAGUGAUACGCGAUUUUUCCUUUGAAGACAAUCUCUUCCAAUCAAUGUACUACCCUCUCCAGUCAAAGUUCCUUGAUACUGUACACACUUUAUGUGGCCGAAUUCCACAAGUUUUUCUGAAACAGAUUGAGAAAACCAUGAAGAGACUCUAUGAAAACCGAGUGGUUGUCCACGUUGGGGCCAAUUUUAGAUUGUAGUUAUAGCAAUAUAUUUCAAUAUGUCCUCACCUUUUUAUCCAGACCUCUUGAAGAAGGUUAACUAAAGGGGGAAAUGGUUUAGACAAUUGCAAUUUAAGCAAAAUUAUCAGGAUAUAUUUGGAAGAUUUUUUUUUAAUGCUGAAUACAAUUCAUGAACUUGCUGAUAUAGUUGAAUAUGGCUUAAAAAUCUAAGAAAUUCCAUUAGUAGCUGUCAGACUUCUUUGGAAAUAAUUGUUAAAGUGUUCAACUUUUAUGUUUUUUUUUUUAUGAAGUUUACCAAGCACUGUGUCUGGGUUAAUUCCCGCUGGAAUGAAGGCCCCUCUUCAGAGGGAAAAUAAGACGGUCAAAAUUUAGCCUGCGGUGAUAUACUAAUUCAGUGGUACUCACUCCACAGCUUGUGGAGAGCCACGUUUGCAAUGACCAUCAAAAAGCCGCAUGACUAUUGCAUGCCCUGUGUGCCAGCCCACCAAACACAAACAUACUAUAAUAUAACUAUUAGUAUUAAAUAUAUAACAGUAACUUUUUACUUGCCAGAGUUCCUCUGGGCAUGUAGAGUUGUCUCUUUCCACCACUGUUGAAAAGGUCAGGCCAUGAUCAUUCUGAAGCCAAUGCUUCCAGCUUGCUCAGACCAGGGUCCCACAGUGGAAGACUUUGUGCUCUGUUUCCAUUGCUGCUUUUUUUUUUUUUGCUUUGCUCCUGGUGCUAGGCUGGCAGCUCAGGUUAGCGAGAUGACCUAAGCUACUCUGCCUUGUGCCAGAGAAAGAGCAAGAAGGGAAUUAAAGUGUGCUUUGAUUUUUGCACUGCGGAAACCUGCUCUGAGCUAGCCAGCCACACUGUGAAACAACUCUUUGUAAGAAGUCCCUGCCAUUGUUUACUUCUUUGCCUUCUUGCUCCCUCCCCAGCAGGAGGCACAGCAGCUCAGGAGAGCGAGCAAGAGGGCCAAGGAGCCGGGCCAGAGAGAAUGCAGAGUGAAACCACCACCACCCUAUUGUGGCUAGCUUGUUCUUUUCCUGGCUGCCUGGGCUGCCUGCUGCUGUGGUGGUUGGUGUGUAAUCGCUUUUCUCUGCAGUCAGCUGGCUCACCUGGCAACUACCUGGGUGCUGCGAUGAGAGCAAGGAGGCUGCAGAGAAGGGUUUUGCGGGAGAGGACACCCCAUUACUUCUACCCCUUCACCCCACAGCACAAGCCCACAGCUUAGAGAGAGUUGCAGCUUGCCUAUCCUCCUGUGGUACCUGAAGAGUCACAGAUGGCAUGUCAAAAGCUGUGAGCAUCACUGUUUUGGUUUGACCUUUUUCUUUUCAGCUGUCCAUGAAAUCUAAUCACAGAAACUGGUAAAUUCUGGAUUUCUCCUUGAGAGGAGCACUGUUCUCUCCAAAGCCAUUCCUUGCUUUUGAAAGUAAUGCACUUUAUCUCACUCAAGGACCCAGGGCAUACUUGACCAUAUCAUAAAGCAACACUGCUGAAGCUAAGCAGAUCUGUGUGUGGUCAGUUCCUAAGGACCUCCUAGGAACUCCAUGUAUGCCACUUUAACUCUACAGUGGAAGAAAGGCAAGAUAUAAAUAUACUAGGGAUGAGGAAAGAAUAAAUUUUCUCUAAUUUUUUACUUCCUAGAAGUUAGCAGCAUUUUGGAUCUGGGUCCUUUUCAUUCUCCACCAGGGCUAUGAACAAUGGUGGGCAUUGGCCGCAUUCUGUUGCCCAUGUGAUACAAACAUUACCAGCACAUCAUUGGAGCCAGCUACAGGCAUAUCACUUUGCCAUGGAAAGCAUAGUGUAAUAGUAUCAUAUUGGUUAAUAUGUAGGCUGCUUGCAUAGCAACAGACUUGCGGAGAAAAGUAAAAGUCAGAGGAACGUAACAUGGCUGCAUGCUUGCAAGCUAGCAUACCACUGCCAUUUUAGCACAGGCUGUUGUUAUAGUUUAGGUGCCCUGAGUAUAAUGCACUUAAUGGCAACAGUCUACCUGGAACUACUAUUAGUAUAGGCACACAGAUAGGGCUACACCACUAAAUCUGGAGAGUGGAGCCAAAUCAGUGGUUUGUCGAAGGGCAUUUCUGACAACCCACGACAAACCGCUAUGAUUUUUAGCCUGGUUUGUUUUUCGGUUAGUCACUGCAGACAGUCUGGCACUAAUCAAUCAGUUUUCUAGGCAACCAGGGAUGGGGCUUUCUGCAGACCUGCUGCUGCCCUGAAAGUAAUGUUUUCACUAACCAGUUUGUGAACUGGGCAAUUUCAUGCUGGUUCGUGAAAUGCAACGAAUCACAACAAACCGCCAUUUUCCCGGUUCGUGCUCAUCUCUGAGGACUCAAGCAUCCUGAUAUAGCAAUCCUCUUUCAUGCUCAUACUUCCUCCUACAUAUUCUGCUACACAUUUUUUUAAGUAAGAGACCUACUCAGUCUUAUAUAUAUGGAAUCCUCUCUAGGAACUUCCUGCGCUUGGGUAGCUAAGAAAUCCCAUGCUGAUUAGCCAAUUCAUUCCUUGGUAUAUAAGAUACUGCCUUGUGAAAUGACUACAGUGUCAGUGCAGUACAGACAUUCUGUCUAUCCUCUCAGACUGGUCAGGAGCCAACUUGCAUUUAAGGGCUUUUCGUGCCUGGAGAAGGUGAGCACACAAUCUUCUGGCCCUUUGUACAGAGAGCUGUUUUCUUUAAAGUUUCAUCAGCAUUGGUAUGACUCUGACAGGUUGUUUUUUUUUAAAGCAGAGUUAUCACUUGCGGGUGAUGUUCAGCUGUGUACGGAAAAUCAUUUCUGUUACCAAAGGCACUCAAGCGGUAAGGGUCAAGCAGUGGUGAUAAACCAUUACAUGACAGUGUUAAUGAUAAGUAUUAUUGAACAAUACAGUAUUCUGAAGUAUUAUCUCUUAUGGGAGGGGAAAAAACCCACUCUUUUCCUCUGAGUUUACACAAUUAAUGAAAACAGCAGCUACUGUUGGUGCUGUUUCUUUACCCCGAGUGGAUAUGAUUGUGUAUGGACCAAGUAGGGCUUGUCUAUCAAAGCUCAUCACAAAACAAAUUAGACAGUGUUUGAAGUCACUUCAGUCACCAUUCAAUGCAGACGUAAGUCCAUAAACCUCAAAAGGCUUAAGGGAAAUGUAUCUGUUAGAUUGUGAUCUUUGUCAUCCUUGUUGCAUCAUAUUAACAGGAUAACUUUUCUGAAAUUUGUUUCAAGUCGUUAUUAAGAAUGGAAGUGAAGAUUCAUCAUACAAGAAUAACUAAAUUAUGGAGCACUGUGUCUGGAAAAGGUGUGACCUUGUCAUUCCAUCUGUGGAAGGCAGUACCUGCUGUGACUCCAGAAUACCUUAUUGUAUAUUUAGUAAGGAAGAAAAUUAAGUCUCAUUUUCUGAAGUGGAGUUAACAUAAGCCAAGACUUCUUUGUAAUGGUAACAUUUUUCUAGGCACCAUCGUUUCAUAUAGAGUGGCAAAAUAUUAUUUGGCAAUCAUCUCUUUGUCUUUAAUAUCUGUGUCGUCUGCAGAACUACAGCUAUUGGUGAAAAUAUGGCCAAAUUAAAACCAACCUUGUUAAAAGUCUGUUUCUGUGGGCAGCAUUCAAGUCAUGUCAUAGAAUGUGUGGAAAUGUCAUUCGGUUGAUGUGUACAUUUCUUUCAGAAACACGGGGUGAGAUUUUAGAACAAAUUCAAAACGUGUGCAUCUUUCUGAAAUAAGAGUUUUGAUCCUUCUUUUGAUUUUUAACAUUUUGUAUAUCUCAAGAUUUCUGGGUGACUUCCAAGAGCAUUCCUAUGUCUUUAAAGAAAGCUUUGAAUCAAGACUUGACCUCAAAAGCUUUGAAGCUUGCCGUGUUCAAGGUGACGUAGUCUUUGAUGCUUCCCUUUGCAGACAGACAGUGUGUGUAGUGGUUAGAGUGUUGGAUUAGGCUUUUUAAGCCCAGGCUGAAAACCCUACUCUUCCAUGGAAGCUUGCUGGGUGAGUUUGGGCCAGUCACACACUCUCAGCCUCAACUACCUCACCAGGAUAUGAGGACAGAAUGAAGGAGAGUAGAACUAAGUGAACUAUUCUGAGUCCCCAAUGGGGAGAAAAGUGAGUUAGAAAUAAUGUUCAUAAAUUAAUAAAAUUAAUUUAUGAUCCACCUCUUCCCUUGUGUGGAUUGGCAUGCAGUAAUGUGAGAAACAAUAGAGAUGAGAACUGAAGCGAGAACUCAACUGAAACGAAGUAGCUGAGGCAGGUCACAUCUCUCCCACUUUCAGGGUCAAUUCUUUGAUGCAGAACAGGCAAUGCUGACUUUGACAGACCAAAGGUCUUACUUGGUAUCAGGCAGCUUCAUGUGUUCAGUCUAUGUAACUUCAUCUUCAGAAGUUGAGUUCCACAUGCACCAUUACAAUAAAUUAGAAGAGAUGAGUUCUGCAUAAUGAAGGAGGCAAAGAACUGGAGCCCUUGUAGAAGAAAGUGUUCUCUCUAACAGCGAUUGAUAUGUUUACAGAAGUUGCAAUGUUGUAUUGAGUGUAUACACUUGUUUUUGUUUUAACUUCUACCAGAAAGUAUAUUUUUUUCAAUACCUCUAUUCGAUUUAUGAAGGAGUUGAUUUAAUGUGGAAACCAGUAUCUGCACAAUAAUCAUGGAAUUCAGCAAGAUGUUUUGUCUCUGUACAUUUUAUUCUUUUUUUGUGAGGUGCACUGUAAAAUUCUUAAUGGAUUUUUUAAAAAAAUAACUAUGAAUAUGUUUACACUUUAAUGCUCUUUCAUUUUAGAAUAGUAAUUUAUAUAUUGCUGAAACUUUCAGAACUAUGUCACAUUACAGUUUUAACAGUAGUUUUGCUUUUCCAUCUUAAUAUUAUUCUAUAUGUUAUAGUCAAUAAUGUUUUCUUUAAAAUAGCCAUCAUUUAUUUUAAAAUACUGGACCUGUACCAAUAUCUAUAUCAUUUUGUUUAUAUAUAUAUAGAGAGAGAGAGAGAGAGAGAGAGCAUUAUAUUCUGGACUAUGAUACAGUUGCUGGAAAAACAUUUGCUAUGAACUGACUUGUGUGUAACUUAGAGAGAUACACCAUCAGAAUAGCUAUAAAUAUAAGGCUAGUAGACUGAUGAACAAUAUUAUAUUAACUCAUAAAUAAAUAAAGUAGUCCUAUGCAAAAAAGGUAACCCUAGUUAGAGGCCUAGUGACUAUCUCAGAGGCUGGUGCCAAGGUCUUACUUGCAGGCUCUGGCAGGGUGGCCUCUAGCACUGCUGGGGUGUGGUUGGCAGGUGCCUCUGCGGUGUCAAGCCCUCCCUGAUCACUCUGGUCCUCCCUGAUUACCUUGUUGGAUCCCAAACCAUCAAAUAAUUCUUCAUACAGGUUUGUCAAGGAACCUUUCUCCAUUUACCUUCCAGUGCUAUGAUUUAAAAUAUCUAAAGGAUUUGGCUUCACUCAUAGAUCCUCAGCACAUUAUGGAAAAAUAGACUAAUAGCACUCCUCUGUGGCACUAGACCUCACAAUCCAGUAGUGCAAUUGAACAAAAGCUUUGGUUCUUAGGCUCACGAUCGAAGUCAGUGAUACUUGCUUCAAAGAUAUACCUGUUAACAGAAAGGUGACAAUGGCUGUAUUUCAUACUAAGGUUAAUCCACUAAAGACGUGGCCAUGUAUACCUGUAGUGGUUGCAUGUGGCAAAGUGAUUCAGAUUUCUGUACAAGUGGAAAAUGGAAAUGUCUUUGUGUAUGUAUAAAUGCAUAUGUGUUGGUGUGUCUGUAGGGCAUUACAGUCAAUGUCAUACCACUCCAGUGUCUUUUUGUUGUUGUUUGACAAGUGCACCAUAUGUUUAUAGCUCCUAAGGAGGUAAUUACAGUGCAUUUCAGUCAUUUGCAAUUUUAGUCUUUUAGUGUAAAUAAAUGAACU